Messenger RNA from Alternaria alternata, 753 nucleotides. RefSeq names its product cofilin. NCBI's taxonomy places the organism in Eukaryota, Fungi, Ascomycota, Dothideomycetes, Pleosporales, Pleosporaceae. The transcript is spliced from 4 exons. The record is from RefSeq and is a predicted model, not a curated record. Gene Ontology annotation, cellular component: actin cortical patch; actin cytoskeleton; cytoplasm. The coding region runs from base 106 to 561 and encodes 151 amino acids. Gene Ontology annotation, biological process: cell motility; actin filament depolymerization; actin filament severing. Gene Ontology annotation, molecular function: actin filament binding.
CAAUCGCGACGAUGACGACGACGCUGACAGGCAACCACAGAACUGAUAAAGCUACCUGGUGCUUCAAUCUCUCUCUAGCAUCCUCUACUAUACACAUCCGACAUCAUGGCUCAAUCCGGUGUCUCCGUCUCCCCUGAGUGCAUCAGCACCUUCAACGAGCUUAAGCUUGGCAAGGACAUCAAGUGGAUCAUCUACAAGAUCAGCGACGACUGGAAGGAGAUUGUCGUCGAGGAGACUUCCAAGGAGGCCAACUUCGACGUCUUCCGUGAGAAGCUGCUCAACGCCAAGAGCAAGGACCGCCGCGGCAAGGAGGGCAUUGGUGGUCGCUACGCCGUUUUCGAUGUCGAGUACGAGCUUGACAACGGCGAGGGCUCCAGGAGCAAGAUCACUUUCAUCAGCUGGACACCAGAUGAUGCGCCACAAUACCCCCGCAUGAUGUACUCGUCCUCCAAGGAAGCCAUCAAGCGCGCUCUGAACGGUCUCGCCGCCGAUAUCCAAGCCAACGACGCCGACGACAUCGAGUUCGAGAACAUCAAGAGCCGCGUCGCCAAGGGCCGUUAAGCGCUUCUCUUCCCUCCCCCGCUUCCGACCUGUCGAUUUUGUGCACCUGUUAGUAUGGAGGAAGGAAACUAUAGCGGUUGGUAAUGACACAUGACGAAAACGACUCGAGCGGUUGAUUGGCAGCGAUCAUGGCAUAGCGAGUUUUUGCGAAUGAUGGUUAUCGCAUACAUCAUGCGACUAUGCGGGCAGUGG